Molecule: messenger RNA, 1216 nt
Organism: Drosophila eugracilis
Lineage: Eukaryota; Metazoa; Arthropoda; Insecta; Diptera; Drosophilidae
Gene: Yip1d1
Product: protein YIPF5 homolog
Exons: 6
Coding region: 79-873 (264 amino acids)
Biological process (GO): vesicle fusion with Golgi apparatus; endoplasmic reticulum to Golgi vesicle-mediated transport
Cellular component (GO): membrane; trans-Golgi network
Source: RefSeq, a predicted model, not a curated record
UUCAAGACGAUAGUCCUUCUUUAGUUGACGUGUGUUUUAUUUUGUAAAUAUAUGAAUUGGGUUUAAAUUAAAGUGAUUAUGGCUCAGUUUGGUGGAACCAAUGAUUUUUACGGCUCGGCGCCUUCGGCUGAUGCCAGUUACAAUUUCGACAUGCCAGAGUUUGGUCAAGAACUGAAUUUCCAAACAUUUGACAACACACAGGCCUCUGUUCCACCGAACUAUGAUGCGGCCUAUGCCCAAACCCCGUCUCAAGGACUUGGAGGAUUCUAUGAUCCCACGGCAUACACCGAUACAAGUUACGGACAAGACAAGAGUGGAAAGUCAGGUGUCGCCGGAGGAGCCGGCAACGAGUUUGAUGAUGAGCCGCCACUUUUGGAGGAACUGGGCAUCAAUCCGAAUCACAUUUUUCAAAAGACGCUAGCCGUGCUGAAUCCUUUGCGAGCCACCGACCAGCAAAUCCUGCAGGACACGGACAUGGCGGGUCCACUGGUCUUUUGCCUCACACUUGGCGGCUUCCUUUUACUGAGCGGUAAAGUCACGUUUUCCUACAUCUACGGAAUCGGCGUAAUGGGCUGCAUCUUCUUCUAUUGCCUGUUGUCCCUGAUGGUCAGCCGGUCGCAGGUGACCUUCGGAGCGGUGGCCUCGGUGCUUGGCUAUUGUCUGCUGCCCAUGGUGGUGCUGUCCGGCAUCAACGUUUUAAUCACCAUUCAGGGCACACUCGGCCUAAUUGUGAGCGGCAUCUCCAUAUUCUGGUGCGCCAUAUCGGCCUCGAAACUGUUCGCCACCGCCUUCUCCAUGGACCAUCAACAGCUGCUGAUUGCCUAUCCGUGUGCGGUGCUCUAUGGAGGAUUUGCGUUGAUUACCAUUUACUAGGGCCACGGGCGAGAGUCUGCUAUACCACCGCCCUCUUUUGUUGUGUUUGCCUGGUUUUAAUUGUCCUGCAAACACACACUCUUGCAGCACAAUAAAUACACUCACACACACUCUCACCCACACACAUACAAAUAGGCCGGGAGGAGAAGCAGCAAGAGGAGGAACCCAUCCCGGCCAACACAUGGAUAUGUAUAUUUUUAAGAAAAUAAGCGCCGAUUGCGAAUUUGUUUUCCAUAUUCUCGUUUUUUGGUGGCAAACCCAAGCUCCCCUUUACUCAAUACUUCUGUUGUGAGCCUAUGUAAUAAAUUUGAUUGGGAAUAAAAAAAUGGUUAACAAAUUGAAA